This is a messenger RNA of Nannospalax galili (Upper Galilee mountains blind mole rat), 1037 nucleotides long. RefSeq names its product poly(A) binding protein nuclear 1 like, cytoplasmic (gene Pabpn1l). The transcript has 7 exons. Gene Ontology annotation, molecular function: RNA binding. The coding region runs from base 122 to 940 and encodes 272 amino acids. The record is from RefSeq and is a predicted model, not a curated record. NCBI's taxonomy places the organism in Eukaryota, Metazoa, Chordata, Mammalia, Rodentia, Spalacidae.
UAGUGGAAGCAGCUGGUCUGGGGGGAGGGCUUAAAGGAGAGGGCCUUAGGGCAGGUACAGCUGUGGAGGUGAGCUGACGUGAACAGAGAAACGUUGUCAAGCCCACCCUCCGUGCACACUCAUGUGGCCUUUCCUGAGCAGCACUCUCUUCCCACCUCCUACUGAAGCCUGGCUCCAGACAGUCUCCUCAGACCUCGAGGCCCAAGGCUGGGGGGCCUGGACCAGGAUGGAGAAGACCCCUCUCGGGCCAGGGAAUGGAACGGAGAGUGAUGAGGAAGCUGAGGAAAACCAAGAUGCAGGCUUCUUGCUGUCUCUGCUGGAGCCAGAGAACCUGGCCAAGUGCACAGUACCCAACCAGGAGCUGGAGGCCAUCAAGCUGAAGCUAUGGGCCAUGGAGCAUGCUGAAGCACUGCUGGAGCCACCCUGUGUGCUGGACAAGACCACAGAGGAAGAGGGGGCCAGGGCUAGACAGCUGCUGAGCCCUGAGACCAUGGGCUGCUGCUUCCCUGAGACCCCCAAGGAGAAGGUGGAGGCCGACCACAGAUCUGUCUAUGUGGGCAACGUGGACUACGGUGGCUCAGCCGCUGAGCUGGAGGCCUACUUCAGCCCCUGUGGGGAGAUUCACCGAGUCACCAUCCUGUGCGACAAGUUCUCUGGACAUCCCAAGGGCUAUGCCUACAUAGAGUUUGCCUCCCAGAGCUCUGCUCAGGCUGCUGUGGAAAUGGAUGAGAGCAUCUUCCGAGGCCGGGUCAUCAAGGUACUUCCCAAAAGGACAAACUUCCCAGGAAUCAGCUCCACGGAUCGUGGUGGGCUGAGGACAAACCUACGUAGCAGAGCCCAGCCCUUCCUAAACAGCAGCCUCCAGCACAGGCCCCGGUUCAGAUCCCGUGGGCAGACCCGGGGCCGUGGACGAUUCUCACCGUGGUUCUCACCAUACUGAAGGGAUGGCCUAGUUUUGAGAGUGGGGCCAGAGGCUGGGUCAGGAGUAAACAGCCGUCUUCCCCACUUACUCCAGGCAUGUCUUCCAGCCUGGCAAC